CGAAUUGAAAUUUCGAAAGUAGGGUGGAGGUUGGUUCUUGUUCAAUCUUGGAAAGAAGAAGAUGAAGAACGGUAAUGGUAAUACCAAGUUGAUUCUUCUCCAUCCUUACAUUCAGAAACAGGGGAGCUCCAAUCGGUUAUGGCUUCUUGCUUUUAUUUCCGUCUUCACCAUUGCUUUUCUCCUCACUCUUAUAUACACUAGGGAGUCGUUCUCGGCUAAAACGACGGUGGCAACAGCCACCGUCACUGGCCCUGUUUCGUCUGGCUCCAACUUCGGGAAUGUGCAACUGUCGACGACUGUCAUCAACACGCUUCUCCACUACGCAUCGAGAUCGAAUGACAGUUUUAGCAUGAACUACGCCGAGAUGAAACCGAUUUCGGAUGUUCUGCGGAAAUGUUCUUCCCCUUGCAAUUUCCUUGUUUUUGGGCUGACGGCAGAGACCCUUCUCUGGAAAGCUCUCAACCACAACGGCCGCACGGUGUUCAUCGACGAGAAUCGCUACUAUGCAGCGUAUUUCGAGGAGUUGCAUCCAGAAAUCGACGCGUACGACGUGCAGUACACGACAAAGAUAAGGGAAACGAGGGAGCUCGUUGCCGCCGCCAAGAAACAAAUCCGCAACGAAUGUCGCCCGGUGCAGAACCUCCUCUUCUCUGAAUGCAAACUGGGAAUCAACGAUUUGCCCAACCACGUCUACGAAGUCGACUGGGAUGUAAUACUCAUCGACGGACCGCGCGGUGACGGUCCCGAAUUCCCUGGCCGGAUGUCCCCCAUCUUCACGGCGGGAGUGCUGGCUCGGAGCAAGAAGGGCGGGAACCCGAAGACCCACAUCUUCGUUCACGAUUAUUACAGGGAUGUGGAGAUGAUUUGCGGGGAUGAGUUCUUGUGCAGAGAGAACUUGGUGGAACACUACGAGACACUUGCCCAUUUCGUAGUGGAAAAAAUGGAGGAGAACAGCUUCCAGUACUGCCGGAACAAGACAUCAUCGUCUUCUUCAUCAUAAAACUUCAUCUUUUUAGAAAAAAAUUCUAUCUUCCACACAUCAAGAACACAGUAAGGAGGGAUCGAAUGGUAUGAAAUUGGGUAUUUAUGAUGAUAAUCUGACCUUUUUUGCUUGGUGGGGUGUGUAAAAAAUAAUUUCGUUCUUCCUUUUUGGCAAUGCAAAAUGUAAUUUCCAUGGAAUCAAAAGUUUCAUUCUUGGUUCUUCUUCCCUGGAUUUUUCUUCCCUUUCUGAUUAAUGGAUUAUUUUAAGUUACAAAAAUAUCCCCAUGUUUUUCAAGUUCAUCAGUGAGGUCCAUCACAAGCACAGGAAUGUAAGCCUUCUUGUUCUUUAUAGUUAAGUGGUUAAUCAAGAUGAUGAUAUUAG
Rubroshorea leprosula is the source of this 1363-nucleotide messenger RNA. Lineage: Eukaryota; Viridiplantae; Streptophyta; Magnoliopsida; Malvales; Dipterocarpaceae. The record is from the annotation of a GenBank genome assembly.